Messenger RNA from Dunckerocampus dactyliophorus (ringed pipefish), 4438 nucleotides. RefSeq names its product transmembrane protein 41aa (gene tmem41aa). The transcript is spliced from 5 exons. The record is from RefSeq and is a predicted model, not a curated record. Lineage: Eukaryota; Metazoa; Chordata; Actinopteri; Syngnathiformes; Syngnathidae. Bases 94 to 936 code for a protein of 280 amino acids.
CGUCGUGUUAUGGGCGGUUCGCGUUGUCCCUUUCGUUUCCGAUCCCACUUCCUGCUUUAGCUGUCGAAAAACAAAACAAAAAGCUGUGAGAAUAUGCGCUCUUUGGUUGGACUUAUCACUGUUGUUAUAGCUGCUACGUUCUACCUUUAUUCACUGUCUCUGUACCUGCCCCCUGCACCGCCAAGACCUGUUCGGACACCAACCGAACAUGUCGGAGCAGAAGAGUCCAAAGUGCCCGUUGGGAGCACGGAGGGGAUCAGAAGGUUGAAAUUCCCUUCUGACUUGGAGGAGCUGCGGGAGCUGGCUGCGCUUCUUCAGUUUUACAAGACAGAGCACACAGGAUACGUGUUGCUCCUCUUCUGCAGCGCUUACCUUUACAAGCAGUCCUUUGCCAUUCCCGGAUCCUCAUUCCUGAACAUCUUAGCGGGAGCCAUAUUUGGCCUGCAUGAAGGUCUGCUGCUAGCCUGCGUGCUUACCACUGUGGGCUCCACCACGUGCUACCUUCUAUCUCAGGCCUUCGGAAAACACCACAUUGUGAACCUCUUCCCUGAUAAAGUUUCCAUGCUCCAGAGGAAGGUGGAGGACAACAAGGACUGUUUGUUCUUCUUCCUGCUCUUCUUGAGGUUCUUUCCCAUGACGCCCAACUGGUUUUUGAAUAUGGCCGCCCCCGUUGUCAACAUCCCAGUGAUGUUCUUCCUCUGCUCGGUCUUCAUCGGCCUGCUUCCGUACAACUUCAUCUGCGUCCAGACUGGUGUCAUGCUGUCGGAAGUGUCGUCACUGGACGACCUGUUCUCCUGGCAGCGCCUCAUCCAGCUGCUGGCCAUCGCCUGCAUGGCUCUGCUGCCGGGCGCCCUCAUCCGCCGGUACAGCCACUGGCGCCUCAAAGUGGAGGCGCAUGAGCAGAACGGUGACCUCGCCAACAAGAAGGUCCAGUGAUUUGCUCCUCAAAAGGGAGACUUACUCGGUGGAACGUUUUAUUUGGACCACUGGAGCCACCUGAUGUUAGAAGACGACCAACAUCAACGAUAUCUACUGGGUGUACGGUCGUAACAGGAGAGGGGAGGGGAAUUUUGCUGUUGACUGUUUUCUACUACCUCACAUCAUCAGUGUUGAGUGUCUGCCGCAGUUUGACAAGACAAAGCAAAAAGGGAGCGCAAUCACACGAUCAUUAUCAAAAACAUUCAGAUUCAGUUUGAAUGUAAAAGGUAACCUGUUGUAGCUGUGCAGUGUCCAGUGAGGAAUUUGGGGAUUAUUACAGAAGAACCCGCAUUAUCAUUUGUGGUGAACUGUACAGCCAUAUUUUUUUACUGUCUUUUUUUUUUUUUUUUAUCCAAUAGAAUCUUCAUUCGUAGAAGUGAAUGUAACAUUUAUGCAGGCAGCACAAAGCCUCGCAAUACAACAUUGUUGCUUGGGCUUCGUUCCAUGGACCGUGCGGAGGACGAAAGGUGACUAUCCCCGAGGAGGUGUUUUCGUAUAGUCGCUCAUUGGCCACAACAUUAGGUACACCCGUACAAUAUUAUGCCAUCCAAUCAAAAGAUAAGAGCCUGUCAUGUGUUUAUUUUUGUACUUGGAUGGGGUGUCUGGUUGUGUUCCUCUCGUGUAGUUAAAUAGGCACCAAAUUAUUAGAAAAACCGCAGUGCAAUUAAGAAUUAUGAUUAUUAUGAAUGGGCUGCGAUUGGCUGGCGACCAGUCCAGGGUGUACCCCGCCUCUCGCCCGAAAUCAGCUGGGAUAGACUCCAGCAUACCGCCAUGACUCUAGUGAGGACAAGCGGUGUAGAAAAUGGAUGGAUAUAUAUUAUGAAUGGGGAUAAUUCUAUUUGAAAUACUGUUUGUUUUUCUAACAAUGGAAGGUUUAUAUAUUUAAUUUACUGUACAAUAUUUAUAUGAUUAAUAUACAGUGGUGUGAAAGUGUAUGCCUCCUUCCUGAUUUCUUUUUUUGCCUGUUUGUCACAGUUUCAGAUCAUCAAACAAAUGGAAAUAUUAGUCAAUGGCAACACAACUGAACACAAUGUAGUUUUUAAAUGAAACUUUUUAUUAAGGAAGAAAAAAUCCAAACCUACAUGACCCUGUGUGAAAAAGUGAUUGCCCCCUAAACCUAUUAACUGGUUGGGCCACCCUUAGAAGCAACAACUGCAAUCAAGCGUUUGCGAUAACUUGCAAUGAGUCUCUUACAGCGCUGUGGAGGAAUUUUGGCCCACUCGUCUUUGCAGAUUUGUUGUAAUUCAGCCACAUUGGAGGGUUUUCCAGCAUGAAGCGCCUUUUUAAGGUCAUGCCACAGCAUCUCAAUAGGACUUUGAUGAAGCCGCUCCAAAGUCUUCAUUUUGUUUUUCUUCAGUCAUUUAGAGAUGGACUGGCUGCUGUUUUUUUGAUGAUUGUCCUGCUCCAGAGCCCCAGUUCAUUUCGGUUUAAGGUCACAAACAGAUGGCUGGACAUUCUCCUAGGGGAUUUUUUUGGUAGACUAGAAUUCAUGCUUCCAUUUAUCACAGCAAGUCUUCCAGGUCCUGAAGCGGCAGCCCCAGACCAUCACACUACCACCACCUUAUUUUACUGUUGGUAUGUUUUUACGCCAGGUGUAAUGGGACACAUACCUUCCAAAAAGGUCAACUUUUGUCUCGCCAGGCCACAGAGUAUUUUCCCAAAGGUCUUGGGUAUCAAGAUGUUUUUCGGCAAAAUUAAAACCAUCCUUAAUGUGUUUUUUUGUUCAGCAGCGGUUUUUGUCUUGGAACUCUGCCAUGCAGGCUGUUUUUUGCCCAGUGUCUUUCUUAUGGUGGAGUCAUGAACACUGACCUUAACUGAGGCAAGUGAGGCCUGCAGUUCUUUAGAUGUUGUUUUGGGGUCUUUUGUGACCUCUUGGAUGAGUCUUCGCUGCGCUCUUGGGGUAAUUUUGGUUGGCCGGCCACUCCUGGGAAGGUUCACCACUGUUCCAUGUUUUCGCUGUUUGUGGAUAAUGGCUGUCACUAUGGUUCGCUGGAGUCCCAAAGCUUUAAAAAUGGCUUUACACCCUUUUCCAGACUGAUAGAUCACAAUAAAUUUAUCUGAAGCAUUUAAGUGUGACAAACAUGCAAAAAAUAAAAAAAAAUCAGGAAGGAGGCAAACACUUUCACACCACUACAUGCUUUAUAUGAUGACAUGACUAAUAUGUAAUACAUUACUGUAUGUAAUAUAUAAGUAAAAGAACAGGACCUCCAGGAAGAUUUAAUACAUGAGCCAAGAGUCCCAAAGAUCAUUUAUAUGACAGAGUAAUGCUUACUAUUAAGCAGCAAGUAGUGUGCAAAGAUGGAUGUAUUUUUUUCAACCAAAAAUGCAGAGUAAUUAUGCUGCCGACAAGCAUGGGUGUCUAUUUGACAAGGUUGUCCAUAUAAAAAGAGCAUUGCUUCUGCUGCUGAUUUAAGGACUACCCCAAAAGCACUUGUUGUAAAUUCAAACAAUAGAAUUGUGGGCCGAUCUGUUGACAGUUGGCCAGUGGGUCGCUAGCCUAAUACUAAUACUUGUAGUAUGUCAAGUCUUGAAGCAGUUGAGGUAAAAUGGAGUGCACUACUUCAAUGCAACCAGUAGAGGCGCUGUUGAUUCAGUCUAAACCGGGAAGUUGAGCUCCUGCUACACUAUGGCAACUUUCUGAGCAGCAUUAUUGAGAACAUUCAGAGAGAAAAUGAUCAAAAAUAUAAGCUCUGACCAGCUUUAGAUCGUGCAGGUGUACCUCGUGUUGUGGCGCGUAUAACUUGACGCCUUUUCAGCCGUGACAUUUGUGAGGCAUUUACCGCAUUUUCAGAGUUGGCAACAAUCAACAAUAAAAUGCCGGACAAGAAGUUGAUGCAAAUUGUGUUUAUUGCUCAGAUCCAGGUUGCUCAGCAAUACAGUUCACACUCACAACUCAAACAACAGUAUGCUUGGAACCAAAAAGGCAUGGAUCCACCACCAAGUGUGAAACAAUGAUCGAAUGUCAGUCCAGCGCACAGUCAUCCAUGACCUUGAGGUGUUUGAGACCUCUGGGCAUGUGGGACCUUUGAGGGGUUUCACCUAUUAAACACACACACACACACACACGAAGGAAUCUCCCAAAUGGUGAGAUGUGUAAAACUACUAGUUGAAAGUUUAGUGCGAGAUGACGCAAAGUGCAUCCUGGAUGGACGACAGCAUGGUAUCACUUGUCUUCACAUUUGAUAAACCACACUGGAUGAUCCAUGUUGCUCGGGUGCUUCAAGAAUGCCCUUUGCUCUGCCAUGUCCCGAUGUUCUGUAGUUGAUAUCCUAUUCACACCUGGAUCCUUUAUUAACCUUCUUUAGCGUGCGGCGCUUACCUCCGCCAAGUUGCAUGCUUUUAUUUGUACCGCAUGGCACCUUGAGCGGUGAAGGUGCAGUAUAUUAGGACCACACUGAAAGCAAAACGUUUCGAGAAAACAACUUUUAAUGUUACAAGAACACGGUUUUAUUUUUUAAAU